GAACAGAUCAUUAGUGAGAGUGCAGGGUGGCAGAGCCACUGCCAGCCCCUCAGAUAGGCAAGCCCUGCUGGAGCCACAGCUGCCCUGGCGGGUCAGACGGAGGCCAGAGGGUCUGCAAGGUCUCUGGCUGGAGGAAAUGCUUUGCAGCAGCCGCAGGAUGGGCAGCUCCGGGAGGACGGUCCUCUGGGCUCUCUGUCUCCUGCAGCUGCUGGCAGCCGGCUCUGCCAAGAUCAUCUGGAAGCGUGCCCUGCGGGAGAGGCUGCCGGAGAGGUCCCACGUGGAGGAGGUGAGUGCCCCCAGCCACCGGCAGCCUCGUGCCGACCACUGCCCACCACCCCCGAGGACCCUGCCCCCUGGAGCCUGCCAGGCUGUGCGCUGCCAGGCUGACUCCAAGUGCCUGCAACACCAGCGCUGCUGCUACAAUGGCUGUGCCUACGCCUGCCUGGAGGCCGUACCACCGCCACCAGUUCUAGACUGGCUGGUGCAGCCGAAGCCGCGGUGGCUGGGAGGCAACGGCUGGCUGCUGGAUGGCCCCGAGGAGGUGCUGCAAGCAGAGGCCUGCAGCACCACCGAGGAUGGCGCGGAGCCACUGCUCUGUCCCUCUGGCUAUGAGUGCCACAUCCUGAUCCCAGGAGACAUGGCUGAGGGCAUCCCCAACCGAGGGCAGUGUGUCAGGCAGCGCCGGCAAGCAGAUGGGCGAUUCCUGCGACGCAAAUUUUACAAAGAAUAUCCAGAUGGUGACUCCAAGUAUGUGGCAGAGCCGGGAAGGAACAACACAGGCCCUUCCAAUAAAGCACCGGGCAGAUCGUGGAGCGACGGACUCACCGGUGUCGUGGAGCAAGUGACAGGGAUGAGGAACAGAACUCCACGGGGCCAGCGAAGGUCCCAGGAGGAGGUGACAUGGAGCCUGAGGACUGGGCACCAGAAGGAGCCACCUGCGCAGGGCCAUGAGGUCGCAGCACCCAGGUCUCCACCCAUCACGGGCACAGAAAAGCCUGCAAACACACGCGGCCCCUGGAGCUGGGAAGGGAAGCAACACUUGUCGGGCUCCAGAGUACAGGCCCAUGAGCACGAGCACUCCUCCACUUCCUAAGCCUUGGACAUAGCAGGGGACACAGCUGGGCUCCAGAGCUCAGGCUCUGCCCUACAGAGCUCCUUAGAGACGGGACAAGUGGCUCCAGAAGCCGGCCUGGCCCCAGCCCAGUCUGCAGGUGUCCUGAGCAGCUCUGGGUUCCUGCUUUGCACCCUGGGCCCUGAGCAGCCACUCCACCAUCUUCACACUAGGAAGAAACCACUGCCCUCAAUGGGGUAAAGGCCUCUUUCUGCAUUGGAGUUCAGCAUCUUGGUUUAUUUUGCGCAUUACUUCCGGGAGGCAGUGCCUGUUCCAGAUGUUCUCAGAAUAAAUUUGCCCAU
Molecule: messenger RNA, 1413 nt
Organism: Fukomys damarensis (Damara mole-rat)
Lineage: Eukaryota; Metazoa; Chordata; Mammalia; Rodentia; Bathyergidae
Gene: Wfdc1
Product: WAP four-disulfide core domain 1
Exons: 10
Coding region: 137-1093 (318 amino acids)
Biological process (GO): regulation of cell growth
Cellular component (GO): extracellular region
Molecular function (GO): peptidase inhibitor activity
Source: RefSeq, a predicted model, not a curated record